AUGCCCUGGGUAUCACCGCUGCCACGGCGGCUGUGGGGCUGGCCCAACAUGAAGGCAGUUGUCACCGCUGGGGUGUUUAUAACCAUCCUCUGGAACCUGAGGUACUUCCUCAACCCCUCUGAGGUCUCUGGAGAAGCCUCCAAGCAGACUGAGCCGCUGGUGGUCCUGGUAUGGAAAUGGCCCUCAAAGCAGGUCCCCAACAUCAGUGGGGACGUCUGCCAUGAGCUGUAUGGCAUCGCAGGCUGCUGGGUCACCACAGAGCGGCAGCUCCUGGGCCAGGCAAAUGUGGUGGUGUUCCCCCAUGCCAGACUCCAGCCCGGCAGGGACAGGCUGCCCAAGGAGAGGCCACCAGGGCAAAACUGGGUAUGGGUUUCCCUGGAGUCCCCAUCCAACACUAAAGCUCUGGCAGGAUGGAACCAGACCUUCAACUGGGUGAUGACCUACAGACAGGACUCAGACAUCUUCAUCCCCUAUGGCAAACUUGUGCCAAACCUGUCAGGCACUGUGAACAUCCCCACAAAGACCAACUUGGUGUCCUGGGUUAUCAGCAAUUACCACAGGACUCAGAAAAGAGCUGAAGUCUACAAAAACCUCUCCAGGUACCUCCACGUGAACAUAUAUGGGAAAGCAAACAAAAAGCCUCUUUGCAAGGACUGCCUCUUGCCAACAACAUCCAAGUCCAAGUUCUACCUGGCCUUUGAGAACUCCAUCCACCAAGACUACAUCACUGAGAAGCUCUGGAGGAACUCGCUGAUGGCCGGCACUGUGCCUGUGGUGCUGGGGCCUCCCCGGGCCAACUAUGAGCAGUUCAUUCCUGCAGACUCCUUCAUUCAUGUCGAUGACUUUGGUUCCCUGGCAGAGUUGGCCACCUUCCUGAAGACUAUGAACUCCAGCCGUUACCAGCAGUUCUUCGCCUGGCAGAAGAGGUACAGCGUGAAGCUCUAUGCCGACUGGAGGGAGCGGAUCUGCACCAUCUGCACCGCCUACCCCAGCCUGCCCCGCGGCCAUGUCUAUCCUGACCUGGAAAGCUGGUUUAACAGCUAA
This is a messenger RNA of Charadrius vociferus (killdeer), 1044 nucleotides long. It is a transcript of the gene FUT7, whose product is annotated as fucosyltransferase 7 (alpha (1,3) fucosyltransferase). Bases 1 to 1044 code for a protein of 347 amino acids. Gene Ontology annotation, cellular component: membrane. Gene Ontology annotation, molecular function: alpha-(1->3)-fucosyltransferase activity. The transcript has a single exon. NCBI's taxonomy places the organism in Eukaryota, Metazoa, Chordata, Aves, Charadriiformes, Charadriidae. The record is from RefSeq and is a predicted model, not a curated record.